AUGGAAGUAGUUGGAGAUUUUCUUACAAAGCAUGCUUCUGCUAGCUUCAGCACAUGUGCAGAUGAUGCUUUGACCCAUCAGUUUAAUGAUUUGUUAAAGCAAUGUGAUCUUCACAAUGAUACAGUGAAGACUAAACCAACAUCUAAAAAAGGAAAAAAAGCGAGAAUGGCGAAUGUUUUGAGCAUGUUGUUGCGAAUGAGAGAGAUUGCAGAACAGAAAGAGCUUCAGUGGUACACUGAAAAAGCGCAGCUAAGAGAACAGAUAGAGAAUGUUAGCAAGAAUAUUUCUGCAGUGGUUGCGAAUGUGGAUUCGAAUUGUGGUGAAUGUGAUGAGCUGAGAGAUGAGGUUGAUCAACUGAUUGAGCAAAAUUGUGCUUUGGAGGAUAGAUGGAAUGAGUGUGAAGAGCGAUGUAAGCUGAGGGAACAAUCUAUAGCCUCAAUAGUGCAGAAGGAGUCUGCAAAUGAGAAGGUAAUUUCAAUGCUAAGGGAAGAAUUGAGUGAGUCUAGAGCUCGGCUGGUCCAGAAAGAUCAGGACAUUUUGUCUUUAAAAUCACGGUCUAUGGGCAAAGGGUACAACCAUUGUUGUACUAAUACCUGUGGGGCACAGGAGCGAAGAGACAUAAUGGCGGGAGAGGAGCAUCCAGUGUAUUCUGCUGAUGACCCUGAAGUAUCUCCUAACCCCAGUACAUCUCUUUUCACUCCUGAGUCACAAAGGAUUGGGCAAAGACUAGAAACUUUGCGUAGUAGCACUAACACCCAAUCCACAGCACUCUCUAUACAGGAUCGUACAAAUCUGUGCCAGAUAUUGGGGAAAUUUGACACUAGUGCUUCACCCAUAAGCCUCUUUAACAGAUUGGAAGCUGUAGUGAUGCAGUAUAAUUUGGGCAAUAGGGAUGCUUGUGCACUCCUUCGUGCAUGGCUCCCAUUGCAGCUGUGUGAAAAACUGCAGCCGCCAGUCAGUAUUCACAAAGGUCUAUCUCCUGAGAUUAACUCAAAUUGGGGAAACUCAGCGGAUAGAAUGAAGGAAUUGCAACGCAUAAUGGGGGGAAGAGAUACUAGAGGUACAAAUGCCCUAGAAAAUGCCAAAUUUGGGAGGGGUGAUGACCCAGUCCUGUUUUGUAAUGAGUAUUUGUCCCUGUAUAGGGCCACAUACAGUUCUCCUGAUAUGUCUCCUGAUGACAGCAUUUUUUUGUACUCUAUGGCUAAUAAAUGCGACUCUUGCCGCCGGGACUCUGUUUAA
Molecule: messenger RNA, 1239 nt
Organism: Nanorana parkeri
Lineage: Eukaryota; Metazoa; Chordata; Amphibia; Anura; Dicroglossidae
Product: posterior protein-like
Exons: 1
Coding region: 1-1239 (412 amino acids)
Source: RefSeq, a predicted model, not a curated record